Molecule: messenger RNA, 3510 nt
Organism: Coffea eugenioides
Lineage: Eukaryota; Viridiplantae; Streptophyta; Magnoliopsida; Gentianales; Rubiaceae
Product: putative disease resistance protein RGA3
Exons: 4
Coding region: 1-3510 (1169 amino acids)
Biological process (GO): defense response to other organism
Molecular function (GO): ADP binding
Source: RefSeq, a predicted model, not a curated record
AUGGAUGACGCUCUUAUUGGUGUUACCAUUCAGAUCAUGUUGGAGAAGACACUUUCACUUGCCACAGAUGGCAUUGGAAGGGCUUUUGGAUUCAAGGAGGAGUUGGAGAGCAUGAAGGAAUCUCUUGCCAUGAUUCGAGCAGUGGUAGCUGAUGCAGAGGAAAAGCAAGGACACGAUCAGGCUGUGAAUCUGUGGCUGAAGAGGCUUGAAGGAGUGGCUUUUGAUGCUGAUAAUGUGUUGGAUGAGCUCAACUAUGAAUUUAUCAGGAGACAACUGAAGGGAAAGAUGAUUAUGGGAGGUGGUGCCAGUUUGGCUCCUCUUCCUCUCCCUGCUACUAGUCGGGAGACUGACUCUAUCGUUCGUCAAAAUGUUUUUGGAAGGGCCAAUGAUGCAUCCAGAAUAGUGGAGACAUUGUUGAGCACAUCUGAAAAAGCUGUUUCUGUUGUUCCCAUAACAGGCAUGGGGGGGUUGGGGAAAACAACUUUGGCUCAGUUAGUGUACAAUGAUCCAAAAAUUCGUGGGCAUUUUGAUAAAAAGAUGUGGAUUUGUGUGUCUGAGAAUUUCGAAGUUACUAGGCUAUUCAAACUGAUCUUGGAAUCAUUAACAAAGCAGAAAGUUAAAACUCAAAGCAGGGACGUUAUAGCUCAAGAUAUUCGGAAAGAACUAGAAGAAAAGAAAUAUCUUCUUGUGCUUGAUGACAUUUGGGAUGAGAGAUCUCAACUCUGGGAUGAUUUUUUCCAAUCCUUGGUGGGAAUUACCAACACAAUGGGAAACUGGAUCCUUGUCACUACGCGUAAGCUAAAAGUGGCAUCGAUUGUGGCUACGCAUCCUACUUAUGGAUUGGAUAUAUUAUCAGAUGAUGAUUGUUGGUCCAUAUUCAAAGAAAAAGCAUUUGCAGGUGGAGAAGUACCAAAAGAAUUGGAAGAGCUUAGAAAUAGCAUCACGAAAAGAUGUCAAGGUCUACCUCUGGCUGCAUGUGUAAUUGGUGGUUUACUACGUAUCAAGAGAAAAGAAGAGUGGCUACCAAUUAUAGAGAGUGAACUUCUGCACUUGAGUCAGAGUGAAAAUAGUGUCAUGCAGCUACUUAGGUUGAGCUUUGAUCAUUUGCCAACUGCAUCCGGUUUUCUUCAAGCAAGUGAUGAUGAGGAAUUAGAGGAUAUAGGCAACAGCCAUUACCACAUUUUAUUAGAAAGUUCAUUGUUGGAAGCAUGGUUCAAAGUCACGGUCGCGGUUGUGGUCGCAGCCCGGAACGUUCCACAUCGAUUUGGCAAAAUGCAUGAUUUCGUCUUUGAUCUUGCACGAUCAGUUUCAAGAUCUGACAGCGCAAGGGAGGACCAUUACCAGUCCAGGUACCUAGUAUUAAAUUCAUCUGGGGUAGAAGCAGAAGUAAACUUGAACGACAAAUUCACGUCAGUAAGUACGUUAGAUUGGCUUGAGAGUGUCAUGCCUGGUGACAUCCUUGCAAAAUUUAGGUACUUGCGCAUUCUGAGGUUGCUUUCGGUGACUAGUGAGGUGCUACCAAGCUCAAUUAGCAAGCUGAUUCAUUUGAGGUUGCUUGAAAUUUCAUACUCUAGAAUAAGAGCAUUGCCAGAGUCCAUUUGCAAGCUUUAUAAUUUGCAAACACUGAUAAUUCUUGAAUCUGGUGACCAGAGAAUUGGUAUGGAGCUUCCAAAGGGGAUGAGAAAUUUGAUUAACUUAAGACAUCUCAGCUUUUUUACUUUUGACAGUGAACUCCAAAUGCCUAAAGGGAUGGGACAAUUGACUUCCCUUCAGACACUACAGUUCUUCAAUGUUGGAAAGGGUAAAGGCCGCACAAUUGGGGAGCUGGGCUGCUUAAAAAAUCUUAGAGGCCGCCUUCAGAUUCGCAAUCUAGAACUGGUAAAUGGCAAAGAAGGAGCUCAGCAGGCAGAUUUACUGAAAAAGCCUUAUGUGGAUGACUUGGGAUUCCAAUGGGGUAGUGGUAAUCGAGAAGAUGACAAUGAUGAAAAUGUGUUGGAAGGCCUCCAACCCCAUCCAAAUCUGCAUAGUUUACGCAUUAGAAAUUACAAUGGUGGCCGAUUUCCACAAUGGUUAAUGAACAUGGCAGUAUGCAUGAAUAGCAUGGAUGCAUCAUCAUCAACAAGACUAAACAAGUUGGUAAAGCUGAGAUUAAGAUAUUGCAAAAUGUGCACUGAAGUCCCCGCCCUUGGACUGUUGCCAUCUCUUCAAUUUCUCGAGUUGAAAGGCUUGGAGAACUUAAAAUGCAUUGGACCAUCAUUCUAUGGCAUUGCCGAUUAUUACUGUGGAUCACGAAGCAGUAGAGGUAGUGGUGAAUGGUCAAGCAAUUUGUUUCCGGCUCUUAAAACUCUCAAGUUAGUAAAUAUGCCAAACCUAAUAGAGUGGUUGGGAGUAGAAGCAACACCAACAGGAGAUGGUAAUGAAGGACUGCGAGUGUCCUUUCCUAGUCUUGGGGACUUGAAUAUUAAGAUGUGCCCCAAAUUGACCACAGCUCCAAGUAAUUUCCCAAUGCUGAAGGGAUUGACAAUCGAGAAGAUGGACCAGCUUUUGCCCAUAAAACAGAUCUGCAGCAAUGCAACCACUCUCAAUGACCUCUGGAUCAGAGGAAUGCCGGAGCUUACUUGUGUUCGAGAUGUGCUGACCAAACAGAAUUUAGAGUGCCUAACAUUGGAGGACUACCCCAACUUGAUUGACAUACAGGGCUGCGGAACUUCUCUGAAAAAAUUGGAGAUUGUCAACUGCGAGAAGCUAAGCGAGCUGCCAGAAGAUCUGCAUCAGCUACAGGCUUUAGAAAUACUAAAUGUGAUGCAAUGUCCAAAUAUCAAGUCAAUUGCAAUUCCUUCAGGACAGCACGGCCUCAAAUUCCUCCGAGAAUUGAGAAUUGUUGAUUGCAGCGGGUUGAACAGCCUACCAGCUGAAAUGUUACACUCUCGUACAUCUCUUAGUCGUCUGGCGGUGAAAAGGUGCUCCAACUUUGAGUCAUUUCCAAUUGAUUUGCAACAAACACCGUCUCUGGUUACGUUAGUCUUAUCUUUUUGUCCCAAACUGACCACUAUACCCAAAGGACUUAGUCCCUUAUCUUGCUUGAGGGUGUUGAGUAUAGGUCCCUUCCCAGACUUGAGGCUGGAAGCUGAAUUGUUAUCGGCACUGGCUUCCUCAUCUGUCCGUGCCCUCACAAUUGUUGGAUGGCCUCAUUCAAACUCGCUGCCAGAACAGCUUCAGUACCUGACUGCCAUUACACUACUGAGAAUUGCCAAGUUUGGAUCAGUUGAAACUUUACCUGACUGGUUGGGAAACCUUGGCUCUCUAGAAAGACUACACCUGAUUGAUUGUGAAAAGCUUCGGUAUCUGCCUCCUAUGGCAGCUAUGCUACGUCUCACCCAACUAAGGUUUCUGUCGAUUGCUGAUUGUCCUUUGUUACAAGAAAGUUGCUCCAAGUCUGAGUGGUUGAAGAUAUCUCACAUUCCCACCAUACUGAUUGAUGAUGAAAGAGUUGAUCUAACUCAACUUUGA